GAUUAAGAAAAUCUACCACCUCUCUAGAGAAAAGGCAGUCCACAGAUCCAGCCCUGAAAUAACCUAUACAAAGGACCUCUCAGACAAAGCAGCUCUUCCAACCAGGCUCAAUGUACCAAAUACAAAUUUCUCAAAUUCGUGGAAAGAAACACGUUCUCAGCAGAGAAAUAAAAAGUAUGCAACAGGGGCCUGAGGGCCCAGCGCCUGGGCAGUGGGCAGGUCAGUUGUUAUGAUGUCCCCAUUUUACAGGUGAGCAGUCAAGGCUUGGAGACAAAGUAACUGCUAGAAUGACAGGAGCCCGUUGGGGUCCACCACAGCCAGACCUGUGGCUCACCACUCACCCUCGCAGCCUGGUGCCCAAGGUCAGCAGGCCUUAUGACCUCUAUUCUGAUGCCCCCAUGGGAGGCUCCUGGUGUGGGGCAAAGAUGCUGGUCCAAGUGGGAGGAACAGGAAAGGCUGCAAGGAGGAAGGGCCUUGGGGUAGCCUUGAACCACAGGGAGCAACAAGCUGCUCUCACCCUGCAGCACUUCCUCGAAACCACAGCUGACAGAUGAGGAGACUGAGGCUCAGAGAGGCAGGGGGCAGACUGAGCAGCUUAGCCCACGAGUGGUCACAUGCUAGGUACCCCAAUGUGCAGUAGCGGCCCACCUGCCACUCAGCCCAGUGAUGGACAGGCCUGCUGCUGGGCUGAGCCCUGGAGGAGAGGCCAGGGGCCUGGGGUCCAGCUGAGCCCCAGCUCCAAGGGGAAGGCACCUGCCCAGACCUGGGUCCUACCCCUCAAGGAGCAGAGAGGGGAGGUACACAGCAGGCAGAAGGAGGGUGAGGCUGGAUGCCCUGGCCCCCCUGCCCUGGCACCAGCUAGGUUUGCAGGGCAGAGGAGGUGAAGUCACUCCCAGGCGGGUGGAGCAGAGGACGCCUGGGCCCGGGGCUCCGGCCAGGACUCGGGUCCCAGGGGCUGUGGAGGCAGCUCCUCCCGUGAAGCGUCACACCUGGGGAAGCAGUGGCCCAGGCCUCUUUGUGUCCUUGUCACAAUGGAGCCCUCCGGAGGAGGCGGUGUGCGGCGUGCCGAAUCCUGCAGGGCCCGGCUUUGUCGCCCCCUUGCAGCCGGAGCCGGUCUUGGCGAUGGGGCUGGGCAAGUCCCAGGAAUCCACCGGGGCGGGGCCCGGGCGGCCUGAUGGGACCCGCGGGUCCGGAGGCCAAAUCCUUGGGACGCCCUCGUGUCGACCCCGGAUCCGCAGGCCCGGAAUGCACGGGGUCUCUACAGAUUUUUAAACGUUCAGAGCAGCAAACAUCAGACAAAAACCAAGCUCGAGCAACAGCGAUACUGCAGCAUCCAUCCUGGGGCAUGUCCUGUCAGUCUCCGCUCAGGUGACUUCCUAAGGUCACUCUCAGGUCCAUUUCCAUGACCAUAAAUAGCAUCUUUGGCAAGUCUGGUUCCGGUUUGGCCCUUAUCCAACUCCUGUUCCACGAGAAGCCCUGAGAAAUAAAAGAUUAAUCCAGCCAAGUGGACCCUACGGUUUCUCACCUCCGAACGCGCCCCGACUAUAGGCGGGGCGAGCCUCUCACGCAAUGGAUCCCCUGGCAGCAAGCCGAGACGGGUUAUCUUCUCGGCAUUCCAAGUCACUAGCUCGGCCAAGUCGGACAGAUGCGAGCGCUCCAGAGACUGAUUCAGGGCAAGGUCCUGCUCCUGACCAUCUGUGCAGCUGGCAUUGGUGGGACUUUUCAGUUUGGCUACAACCUCUCCAUCAUCAAUGCCCCAACCUUGCACAUUCAGGACUUCACUAAUGAGACAUGGUGGGCCCGGACUGGCCAGCCGCUGCCCGACCACCUGGUUCUGCUUGUGUGGUCCCUCAUCGUGUCCCUGUACCCCCUGGGGGGCCUCUUUGGAGCGCUGCUUGCAGGGCCCCUGGCCAUCAAGCUGGGAAGGAAGAAGUCCCUGCUGGUGAAUAACGUCUUUGUGGUGGCCGCAGCAAUCCUGUUUGGCUUCAGCCGCAGAGCAGGCUCCUUCGAGAUGAUCAUGCUGGGACGGCUGCUCGUAGGAGUCAGUGCAGGUGUGAGCAUGAACGUCCAGCCCAUGUACCUAGGGGAGAGCGCCCCCAAGGAGCUCCGAGGAGCCGUGGCCAUGACCUCAGCCAUCUUCACCGCCCUGGGGGUCGUGAUGGGCCAGGUGGUCGGACUCAGGGAGCUCCUGGGCGGCCCGCAGGCCUGGCCCCUGCUGCUGGCCAGCUGCCUGGUGCCCGGGCUGCUCCAGCUGGCCUCCUUGCCCCUGCUUCCCGAGAGCCCGCGCUACCUCCUCAUUGACUGUGGAGACACCGAGGCCUGCCUGGCAGCGCUGCAGCGGCUGCGGGGCCCCGCGGACGUGGCGGGCGAGCUGGCGGAGCUGGAGCAGGAGCGCGCCGCCUGCCGGGACAGGCGCGCGCGGCGCCCGUGGGAGCUGUUCCGGGAGCGCGCCCUGCGGAGGCAGGUGGCGAGCCUGGUGGUGCUGGGCAGCGCCAUGGAGCUCUGCGGGAACGACACGGUGUACGCCUACGCCUCCGGCGUGUUCCGGGAGGCGGGGAUCCCCGAGGAGAAGGUCCAGUACGCCAUCAUCGGGACCGGGAGCUGCGAGCUGCUCACCGCCUUUGUCAGCUGUGUGGUCAUUGAGAGGCUGGGCCGGCGUGUGCUGCUGAUGGGGGGUUACUGCCUGAUGACCUGCUGGGGGAGCGUGUUCACAGUGGCCCUGUACCUGCAGAGCUCCAUCCCCUGGAUGCCCUACCUGGCCAUGUCCUGCAUCUUUGCCUUCAUCCUCAGCUUUGGCAUCGGCCCAGCCGGAGUAACAGGGAUCCUGGCCACGGAGCUGUUUGACCAGACGGCCCGGCCUGCUGCCUACAUGGUCUCCGGGGCGCUCAUGUGGACCAUGCUCUUCCUGGUGGGGCUGGGGUUCCCCUUCAUCAUGGAGGGCUUGUCCCACUUCAUCUAUGUGCCUUUCCUCGGUGUGUGUGUCUGUGGGGCCAUCUACACUGGCUUCUUCCUCCCUGAGACCAAAGGCAAGACCUUCCUGGAGAUCUCCGAGGAAUUACACCGACUCAACUUCCCCAGGAAGAGCCCAGGCCCCACGUGGAGGGACCCGGAGGUCAUCCUGUCCACAGAGCUGUAGUCUACGGGUGUGGCUGGGGCCCAGAUCCACCUGCUUCUCUUCCCUUUGCUCCUCUCGAGGGUCUGGCCCUCUCCAGUCACAGCUCCUGCAUUCGUGUGUUUAACGGGUGCUUAUUGAGCACCCGUAUGCAGGCAUGGUGCCAGGUGCUUAGCAGUCAGCAUUGAGCCAGAGAGAUGGGAUCCAGGACAUCUUGGUGCGCCCCAUCUAGAGGCUGUUAACCCGGAGAAAACCAAUAAGAACGGAACUACGAAUCUGGGAAUCCAGUGGAAGGAAAAGCCAGGUGAUGAAGGACGUGCAUAGGAGGGGGGGUCUGACCUAGUGGGAGAGGGAGAUGGUCAGAAAAAUGUUCUCCAAGGAACCGAUUUUUAAAAAUCAACAUUAUUGAGGUAUAAUUUGACAUACAAUAAAAUGCCUUAAUAGUAAGGAUACAAGUGAUGAGUUUUGACAGAUGUGGAUACCCAUGAGACCACCACCACAGUCCAGGCAGAGCUUUCACAUCACCCCAAAAGCUCCCUCCUGCCCUUUUGCAAUCAAUAACCCACCCCACCCCCAGCCCCAAGCAACCACUGACCUGCUGUCUGUCAGUGUGUGUCCGAUGGGCCUUUUGGGGACUGUGAUAUGACUCCUUACUGAAUGUUUGCAUUAGUGUCUGGCUCUGCUCCAGAUGAGUAUUUUGAGAUUCCUGCACGUCGCCGCGUGUAUCAGCACGUAUUCCCUUGUGUUGUUGAGUCGCAUUCCACUGUGUGGAUAGGCCAUCAUUUGUUCCUCCAUUUCCCUGUUGGUGGACGUUUGAGCUGUUUCUAAUUCUUGGCCAUCAUGAAUAAAACUGCUGUGAACAUUCCUGCACAA
This is a messenger RNA of Equus caballus (horse), 3985 nucleotides long. It is a transcript of the gene SLC2A11, whose product is annotated as solute carrier family 2 member 11. Gene Ontology annotation, biological process: monosaccharide transmembrane transport. Gene Ontology annotation, cellular component: plasma membrane. NCBI's taxonomy places the organism in Eukaryota, Metazoa, Chordata, Mammalia, Perissodactyla, Equidae. Gene Ontology annotation, molecular function: hexose transmembrane transporter activity. The record is from RefSeq and is a predicted model, not a curated record.